AUGCAUAAGGGCCCCCGAAAUCCCUCGGGUGAAUUAUUACGACAUCACGACUUCCCCCGGCUGAUUUCACCACCUUCAAUUUGUCUAUUGAAGCUAAAGCGAGCCGCCGGCUUUAUCACAAAACAUCUUUACACCGAUCGCAACUCGUAG
Molecule: messenger RNA, 150 nt
Organism: Puccinia triticina
Lineage: Eukaryota; Fungi; Basidiomycota; Pucciniomycetes; Pucciniales; Pucciniaceae
Exons: 2
Coding region: 1-150 (49 amino acids)
Source: RefSeq, a predicted model, not a curated record